Molecule: messenger RNA, 10158 nt
Organism: Babesia microti strain RI
Lineage: Eukaryota; Apicomplexa; Aconoidasida; Piroplasmida; Babesiidae
Product: Vacuolar protein sorting-associated protein 13A
Exons: 5
Coding region: 1-10158 (3385 amino acids)
Biological process (GO): protein retention in Golgi apparatus; protein targeting to vacuole
Cellular component (GO): extrinsic component of membrane
Source: RefSeq, a predicted model, not a curated record
AUGUUUGAGUCUGUAGUCGAAAAGCUACUAGACGUCUACCUCGCUCACUAUGUCGAGGGCAUAAAAGGGAAUUUACACUUGGCUGUCUGGUCUGGUAACGUCUCCCUGGACAAUCUUGAAAUAAAGAGGGACAUCGCGGAGCGGUUAUCACUUCCAGUUGAUCUUGUUUUUGGAAAGAUUGGGAGACUGAUGUUAAAAAUUCCCUGGGCCGGUCUAGGGUCAUCGCCCAUUCAGAUUGUUUUCGAGUCAGUUCACAUACUGCUGGCGUCAAAAUCAGCAGACAAGAGCGAUGACGAUCUACUAGCGGAGAUUAGGCAGGCAAAAGAAUACGCGGUAUCCCUGGUGGAGAAUGAGUAUAGAACAAUGGCUAUGGGAAACGAAGACCAAAUGGCUAAUUCUUCCUACUUAUUUCGAUUGGUGACAAAGAUACUCAACAAUAUCCAGAUUCACAUAAAGGACAUACACAUCCACUACGCCGACGAGCAGUUUUCAAUUGGAUUCAAGCUGAGAUCAUUGAGCAUAAGAAAGUGUUCUGAAUCCCAUUACAUUUACAACCAAUACGGCGAGUCCUAUCUGAUAACCCACUCUUGCGAGUUACUGGAGGCGUCCAUAUACUGCAGCUACGCCGAUGACUCUGGGGGAAACGGCAGGUCCCCCCUUGACAUAGUUGCCAGGGACGCUGGUAAAAGGGCACAAGAAUUUGACCUGAACGCACUAGAGCUGCAGGGCUACAGUCAUAAUACCGUAUUGAGUCCAUUGUCAAUGCGCCUCCAUGCGCAUAUAAACAGUUGGGACAAGACAGUGAUGGCUACGCUAGAAAUAGGCGAUUCUGCCAUGUUAACGUAUGGAGGCAACGUAAAGGAAGCUAACAGGAAGGAAGCUGACGGGACGGAAGGCAAUGGGAUCAACAUAACCCUCGCCGGGCAGAGCCUGUUAUCUCUCAUACGCAUCUCGAGUGCUAUAAAACGGCAGAGAAUAAGAAAGGCAAACUUAUUGUUAUCCCAGGUACAGCACGUUGCCUGCGACUCAGAAUCCCUGAAAACAGUAACAAAAAGCGAGUACAUUCGCCUACAAACGAUCGCUUUAAGAAAGGGAGAGAUGACUGAAGACGAGCGGGAGCGGCUCCAAAUGAUAUUUGACGUUGCGCCAAUACGUCACCUGGCCAAAUGGCGCGCAAGUUGCAAGAAAUCACUCGGGUCCACAGAAGGGGCAAGGCCUGGCGGAGAUGAGGGCGGGGGCGGAUUGUGGAACUGGGUCAAAGGGAAGACACAGGCGUUCAGCAGGAGCUCCAGGGGAGAGUACGAGUUCGGCGGAGUGACCCUAGACUGCGAGCAGAUGCAGGUGCUGCAGGAAGUGAUGAACGCAGACGAUUUGCUGCAAGAUACCCCCGCAAUGGGCAGUUUCAGCCUCUCCUUCACGUUGGGAUUCUGCAGCCUUUCCAUAAUCGGAGACGAUAUCACAGGCACAGACCUGACUUUGACCCUGAAGAACCUUCAUUCAAACCUCUUUGUCCAAUCAGCGAUAGACAGCAACGAGCUAGAGACAUACAACGUACACUCUCGUCUUCGGCUGUCACAAUUUAACUGCAUGUUUGAGCGGGAAACCAUGGUCAAGAUCGACGAAUGCACCGCACUCACGAGUAGACCCAUAGCAUCGUCGUGCCAGUUCGCCUCGCUCAACAGCCCCUUCGCCGAAUCGAAUCCCCAAAGCAACAAUGACGCCAUUCUUGUAGAGCUAGCGCAUAACGUAACCAAGGCCGGAAACGUGUUAUACCUGGGCGGACUCCUCUCCCCAGUAGAAGUAUUCGUCAUACCGCAGAAGGCGGCACGCCUACUGGCCUUUGUCCAGCACUUUUACAAUCUAGCGCAGUUGGAAGGCCAGCAAUACGGCGCCUUGAGUAAUUACGUGGGAAACGCCACCAACCCGCCAGACGAUCCUGUAGACGACGAGUCCUCCGCCCCCGCAACGACAUCGCUUACGCUGCCGGGGCUCUUCGCCUUCGACCUAAACGUUUCCGCGCCCAUAAUACACCUGCAAGGCGACGUCUCUACACAAAAUCCCACAGUAGAAGUACACCUCGGAAAGCUCAUUGCUAAAACCAACUCCGCCUGCGACAUAGACAACAUCUCAGGCAUAAUCGAACUCAGGGAAACCAAAAUAAUCUGCGCAAAGGGGGAAAAUUAUAUACACUUCCUGAAGCCGGUACCCGUAAAAAUACACUUUUCCGUAAUCAGGCGCGCAAGCGUUACGCUAGACAUCAUCAUGGAGGAGCUUUUUGUGCAGGUCAGCCCCCUUUCCGUCACGGCGCUCCUAGACGUACCCGUCGCCCUGGCCAGCGUAAAGCGCAUAGGGGGCCCCGCCUCGGAGGCGGAAGGCAGACCUGGCAAGUCCAGCCUGAUCACCGUGGCCCAGGCCAUGGCCCGCAGUCUGGCCCACGGCGAGCAGCCCGACGCAAGCACAAGCAGCGCCUCCUCCCUGGCCUGCUCGCUGCUCGUGCGCCACUCGGGCCUGGCCAUGUACAACUCCACGGGCGAAGAGGUCUUCGUGGCGGAGCUGAACAACGUCCUGGCCAAGCUCGACCACAACCCGGCCGCCCGGGCAGACAAAACCGCGCUCUACAUAGGACUGGAGGGGGCCUCCGUCCGAAACCCCCUCUCGGGCACCCUGCUAUUCGUCGUAGGGCAGCCCAAGCCCGCCCCGGGGGACCCUACGCACCUGCAGCUGCAGCUGCAACUGCAGCAUCCCCCCGCGCAGGACGGCGACGCCGCGCUGCAGAACACCGUCCGGACGGGGGUGGAAAGCCUGGACAGGGACGACGACUUUUUCGAAGACGCCAUUGAGGAGGACUACAAGUCUGUGGAGAUAGACAUCGCCCUGGGGGACGCCGCCAAGGUGGACGCCAGGCUCACCGAGGUGGAGGCCUGCUGGCAGUACCGGAGCGUCCGCAUGGUCUACGAGGCCGUGCAGGAGUACUGCGAAAUACUUCAGCGCACCCUGCCCAACCUGGGCGAGCGCCCCCCGCCAGAACAGGAGCCCCUCUCCCCCCCGCCGGAGCCCUCUCCCCUCGUACCCCCCUCGCACCCCGCCUUCGACCAGCUGGUUAGGGAGGGCAUAGACGCCCGCUCCAUGCCCUCCAUGCCAGAUGCGACCUCGGGCCCCCCGUUUGUCGAAAUAGCGCUCCGAGUCAACGAAGCCGCGAUUUCCUUCCUCCAGGACGACAACUCCUCCAUCGGCCGGCUGGCAGCGCAACACAUACGCUCAAAACUGUGCAGAAACCACAGCGGCGACUCCGAGAUACACUUGGAUGUGGAAAACGGAACGCUCCUGCUGGACGGGCGCUGCCUCCUCAAGGCCAUCACCCCCGAAAAGUCCAACAUUCUCGCCAUACACAUGCGCUUCUACGCCCAAAGCCAAGGCGAUGCGAAGCCCCCCCUGCCCUUUUCCGUCUGCAUACUGGCAAAUAUGUCCCAGGUCAACUUUAUCUACUACCAAAACGACCUUUCUAGACUUACAGACUACCUAAACGAUGGAAUACUCAACGUAUUCAUCUCCAACUCGUACAGAAAAGUGCUCACCGCCGCCUCCCGCAGGCACACACUUUUCAACCUGGCCAUAAAUAACUCCUCCAUAAUAGUGCCCAGGGACACGGACGCCCUGCACGGACGCCUCGGCGUCCGGCUUUCCCUUCCAAUUCGCCGCUAUGACACCACGGCCCUCGUCUUUUCCGUCGGCGCCCUCUCUGCCAAGAACUCCUACCCCGCCCCCUCGCCCCGCGCGGAGGGCGGGGGCGAGGGGGCGGGGGCCGAGUCCACGCCCAGGUGCACCCUCUCCCUGGACAUAUCCGGGCUAUCCGCCGGCCUCGCCGGCCCCUGCUGCGAAACACGUGCGGACAAAGAGGUCAGGUUCGACGUCCAGUCCGGCGGCCCGCCCGAGCGCGAGGCGCGGGCCGCCGGACUGGACUCUUCGCCCAUCCUGGCGCCAGUAGAUAUGAAGAUAAUCUACAGAGGGGGCGCCAUCUUGAACGUCUGCAUGCACGCCGAGCGCUGGAUUCUGGAACUCAAGCAGGAAUUACUCACUGCAAUUCUAGACGUUGCUAACGAAAACCUGCUCGGUAAUUUAUAUCUGCGCCGCGUCGACACAGAAGCAGGCGGCGAACAGGCGCCUGCCGCCGCCUGCAUAUUCAGGAUGAACCUGUGCCUAUUUUUUCAGGGCCUGGACGUGCGUCUGCCGGGGCUGGCCGAGAUAGGACUGGACGAAGUUGUCGUAUGCCUAAACUACUUUUCUGACGAGCGCGACGGGCCCUGCGAUGGGGAACGCGGAUUCCAGUGCGAUAACGGGUACCAGUUCGGCUGGUGCGCGCAGGGGCUCAGCAUAGACGACCUGCGUAAGUCCAGGAACGCGCACCGGCGGCUGCUAACGUGCCUGCCGGCUAAGAGUCCGGCGCCGCCCUACCCCAGCGAGUUUAGGGCCGCGCCGGACUUUUUUUUGGGCGCCUGGUGCAGAAACUACGCAAAAUCGACGGGACAGGACUUUUUCAACCCGAUAAACCGCGUGCAUGGCACAAAAUUUCUAGUGACCAGUAACGGCAUGGGCCACACCGUUGAAUGGAUGCUAAACGAUCCUACGAUAUCUGUAUUUUCAGUCAUGAUGGCCGACCUGGCCUCCUUUUUUUAUAACUCCUGGUCCGCCUGCACCAUGAGCACCCACCCCAGGCCCAGCCCUCCGAGUAACCCCGCCCCGACUGGCCCCGCAGCCUCCGCCAGACGCCUGGAGGUCUCCUGCCACGUGAACGGGGGAAAAUUCAUCGUCUACACCGAUGUGGCCUCAGAAAGACGCCCCAGAAUCGAGUGCCUCUCCAACUUCGCCCUCGCGCUCACGCUGGACAGCGGAGCCUACACGCUUACCAGAUUUGACGUGGAGCGCUGCAGCCUCAACCGGGUCACCUACUACGCGGGCUCCCCGCUGACCACCUGCCUCUGCGACCAAAUCGACGUCUACCUCAAGGGGAGCUACCAGGCGCCCAAAAAUGGACCCACUAAAACUGAUCUCACCGCGGUCGUGCCCCCCUUCAACAUCAACCUCUACUCGAGGGACUUGGCCAUACUCGCGGCCGCGCUGGCCGCCGUCAACUCUGACACGACUCCUGACACGCGCCGCAAGAAUCGCACGCACUCCAAAACGCCCAGGGGGAGGCUCAAAAUCUCGAUCAAGCUGCAGGACAUCUCCUGCACCUUCCUGGACGACACUCGCGCCUCCGUAGUGCCCAUCAUGCGCCUCUCCCUCGCGGGAACGGGCGGCCUGUCCGCCACGGACAAAAACGGCACCGGGUGGGGCGCGUCCUACGUCUGCAACAACUGCUCGUGCAAGCUCGAGUACCUCAACGCCAAGGUCGGGGACUGGGAGCCCUUCAUCGAGCAGGCAGCGUUCGAGUUUGCCUUCCACUCGUCCGACACGCCCAUCGACCCGCCCAACAGGACGGACUGCGCCGCGCCGGGCGCCAAGUUCAACUCGCACUUUAUGCUCGCCGCCCUGCUGCCAGUCUGGAUCAACGUCACCCCGCACCUCUGCCAGCUGCUCCUCUGGCUGGGGCCUCUCCUCGGGGUGGAAAAGGGAGAGGGGGCGGAAAGGGAAGAGGGGGUGGAAAAAGAUGAGGGGAAGUGGGGGUACGUGGCCGGGAAGCACCACACCCACUACGCCUACUUCUGCCUCAAUCUCACGCCCCACUGCUACUACGCCCUGCUGCGCCGCCCCCCCGCGGCGCCGGGGGGCGUGCGCGCGGCGGGAGACGUGGGCAUACUGACGCUGAACCCCAGCAGCGAGUGCUUCCCCAUCGACCUCGUCGCUGGCGGGGGCGCUGGAAGCGGAGACGACAGGGCACACAUCCAGCUGGUCCCGGCGCCCCCAUUCGCGCUCGCGCGCAAUGUGCUGGAGCGCAUCUUCGGCGCAGACUACCCGCCCGAGUACGUGGAGCCCGUGCUCCGCGACCUAAUGGUCACGCGCUCGGUGGAAAAAACGGUGGACAACUUUCGCCAGCGCCCGCAAGGCUGCGGGGUGUACGACCCCUGCCCGCCCUGCCUGGGCCCCUUCCCGGCCGGAGUGCCCGCGAGCGUGGUCUCCCUGCUGCGCAACGGCAGCGUCCCGGUCAACUCUCCGCUCGUGGACGCGGUCUCCAUCUCCCGCGGCGCGCCCAACCAGUACCGCCUGGGGCCGCCGGACUUUUAUGCGUCCUUCCUCGAGGCGGUCGUGGGGGGGGGAGAAAAGGAGAGGCAGAGGGAGAGGGAGGGGGAGGGAGAAAAGGAAAGGGAGGGAGAGCUGAUUUGUCACAUACUGACACCACACGUGUCGCACAAGGUGCUCUUGAUUUGCUCCACCGUGCGCGUCUUCAACCGCUGCGGGCUGCCGCUGUACCUGCAGUUUUUGGACCGGCGCGGGCAGCCCUGGGAGCUGCCGCCCCUGGACAUAACGGCGCCCGUGUCCGUGCUGGAGCAGGGCGGCGACGACCUGGACGGCUCGUACUUUGACGUGGCGGGCACGGACGCAAGCAAGGACUUGCGCUCCAGCAAGGACAUGCGCUCCGGCACUGACCUUCUGCUGCUGGACGGGCACUUUGCAUCGGUCCCAUAUUGGGUCUUUUGGGGCCCGGCGCACGUUAACCUCAGGUUCCGGCCCGCCGCCGACCUGCUCGGCCGCGGCUGGUGCUCCAGCGUGGCGGGGGGUGCGCCCCCCUGCGUCGAGGACAGGGCGCCGGGGUGGUCGAAAGUCGUGGACACGCACGUGCACCAGGGCUCCAGGUGGCGGCAGUGCACGUGCGAAGGGUACAGGCUCUAUUUUCUGGCCAACAUUCGCUCCUCCAGGUCUGCCUUCCCCGGGGAGAAGGACUUGCGCGACGUCACCAUCAUGCCCGCGAUGACGGUCCUCAACGCCCUGCCCGUGGGCCUAGACCUCCGCUUCUCCGCCCACGGUGGCGUCACGGUGGAACCCGCGUCAGGGGGCACGUCAGGGUCCGGCUCGGGGCGCAGGCGGCGCGUCGGGCUGGCGCCCAGCGCCGAGACGCGCAGGGGCGUCUGCGCGUCCGCGGCGUUCAGCCUACAGACCCGCUCGCUGAUGCACCUGUACGUGCUCACGCCCGGCGAGUCGCUGCAACUGCAGCUCCGCAUCGCCGGCACCGAUUCCCAAUGGACACGCCAAAUUCCGACGGCCUUUCCGGCCGCGACCCCGGUCGAGGUCAGGUUCCCCGACGGCACGGCGCCGGUCGAGCUCGAGGUGGCGCGCUGCCCCGUCGCGGGGCUGGACAAAUUCGUCUAUCUCGUUGUCACUGCGCCGCUGUGGCUCGUGGACAAGACUGGAAUGGGCGUGCGGCCCGCGCGGGACGGGCAGUUCUACCCCACCGUGGGAGGUAUCACCUUCCUGCGCCCCUCCAAGUUUAACGAGCUGGAGCUCACGGUUCCCGCGCUGGGCGGCGGCCCCUCCGCCUCGGUGCGGUGCCAAAUUCCCGUUGCCGGGGGCUUCGGGCUGGCGCGGCUCUGCCGCGCCCAGCGCCGCGGGUCUCGCAGCGGCCGCGGCGGCGGCGCCACGAGCGCGGAGGGCGGCGCCCUCUGCCUGAACACGCACAAGAUUAUAUUUCCAAAGUUCCACGCGCACCUGCAGAGCCGUGUGGUUUCAGUGAUUCCCGAGUUUAUGGUUACCAACGACUCUGGCUGCGACUUGUUCGUGCGGGAGGGCGAGGGCUCUCCGCCCUUUCGCGUCGCCUACGGCGCGUCCGUGGCCCUGCCCUGGGGCCCGGUGCGCGAGCUCGUUGACAAGGAGGAGAUCGAGCUGGCCAGGCUGCAGUUUGCCGCGCUGCCCCACGGCGCGGAAAACAUUUCGCGGCUGCGCUGGUCCUCGCUCGUCUACCUGGCGGAGCAAUUCGCGGGCGUGACUUACAUGGGCGUCGAGAGCGGGGGCAGGAGGCCGGCGGUGUACAGCCUAAAGGUGAUUCCCAAGGCGGGGGUGAAGCACCUUUGCAUAAGCAGGCCCCGCGACAAGAACGAGGGGUUCGUGCUGACCAACAAGUCUUCCUACGUAAAGUGCGUCACCAUACGCACCUUCCACGCGGACGGGCCCUCGCCGCCGCCGCCGGCCCCGCCGGCCCGCGGCGAGGACGCGGCCGCGUGCCUGACGUUUUCCGCCAAGUUCGGGGAGGCGAUCCACAUUGGGUGGUCGCACCCCUUUGUCUACGCCACUAGGCAGUGCCAGCUGUUCCUCUGGCUGGACCGCAAGACGGUGGCGCCCAAGCACCCGUUGGUGCUGAAUUUGUCCAGCGCCGCGUUUCGCUUCCGGCAGAUGGAGGUGACCCUUCCGGAGGGCGGGCCCAUAAUGAUAACGGCGCAGCGCAUGGGGAGUUUUAUAUCGAUUUCUGUGAGCACGGCGGAGGGGGGUGCGGGCGCGGGGGCUGGCGCCGCCGCGGGGGGCGCGGGCUGCUGCCAGCUGACGGUCACGGUCCCGCAGGUGGGCGUGAGUUUGGUUUCGCACCAGUGUCGCGAGGAGCUGGUCUACGCGGAGCUCUCCAACCUGACGGGCGUGGUGUCGCUGAAGGGCGAGCACCAGAUUUUCGAGCUUCGCCUCUCAGAUAUUCAGGUGGACAUGCAGCUGGAGGGUAAGAACAGCGUGGUCCUCGCGAACAGGGGGUCGCAGGGGCAGAAGGAGCGCCGUUACUUUUUGCAGCUCUACGUCGAUCGCCCCUACGCGUCGCUGCAGGACAUUUAUCUGCGCAAGAUGUUUGUGGCGGUGGACGACCUGCAGCUGGAUAUAGGCGCCCAGAUAUGCGAGUCGCUUGUGGGGUUUUAUUACGAGUGCAUCCAGUCGCUGGGCGUGCCAAAGCGCGUGCGCAGCUGCGCCUAUGGGCAGGUGCCGGUGGGCGCGAGCUGCACGGAUGGGCAGACGCUGCUGGGGAGGCUUGCGUUUGGGAACAAGGCCACGCUGCUGGACGUGGAGAACUGGGUCCUCAUGGAGGCGCGGCGGCCCCAAAGCUCGAUCGAGCUGCUCUUCGACAAGCCCCUCUCGAUCUCGCUCGACUAUCUCUACAUUCAGAGCUGCACGGUCUUCGUGUGGUGCUGCUUCGAGCUCUCAAAGCUCUACAUGCUGGGCGACCUGCUCCGCAUCGGCCUGCGCAUCAUCUCUGCCUCCAACAACCUGGAGCUCAAGGGGGCGCCGGUGCAGUUUCCCCAGGAGUUCGCCAGUAACGUGCGCGCGACUGCGGUUUCCUUCUACGAGCAGCUUAAGGACAAGUACAUGCACUCGGCCAUAUCGUGCUUGGGCGGGCUGUUGGGCUACAGCUCCCUGGUCAAUAUCCCCAGGAUGCCGAUCACGCUCGGGCGCAACACUAUCGAGCUCGCGGCCGACGCCGUGGACAACGUCACCGCGGGGCUCGGCAAUAUACUCUCGGCCUUUACUUUCGACACGGAAUAUAUCAACAAAAUGCAAAAGGAGAGGAGCGGUAAAGCAGCUAGCAAUAUACGCGAGGGAUUCGCAAGCGCGGGAAAAUCAAUCGGCGAAGGGGUCCUUAGCCUAACUAAUAUACUCACCAAACCCAUAGAAGGUGCUCAAAAGUCUGGAGUUGGAGGAUUCUUCAAAGGCAUCGGUAUAGGAAUCGCCGGGUCCAUAGUCAAACCCAUCGAUCAUAUGCGACAGGCUGUGUCACACGUCAGCCGGGGAAUCAAGGCUGAUAUGGCCAAACCCGUGGGCGGUUAUAAGUGGAGGUGCAAAGUACGCAGAAAACCCAGGAUGCUCUGGGGGGAAUUUGGGAAACUCUGUGAAUAUAACGCGGAAGAUGCUGAUCUCAGGCAGGCGCUGGGCGCGCAGCUCUCCAAGAAUAUCAUGAAGUCCAUUGUCACCACGUGCAAUAGGUCGGAAAGAAAAGCAGUGACUACACUGCUGCUUUUCUAUCCAAACCAACUACUCCGCGUAUCGCUACCCGACGGAGAAAUGCCCUCCGUUAUAUGGAAAAUUGAUUACGCAGCCAUCGUCAAUACCAGGGCGUCCAACUACGGCGUACACGUAGAAACAAAAACAAAAACGCUACAAGUGCCGGCUCCCACCGUUGACAUGAUCUACAGGGUCUACAGGCAGGUGGAGGAUGCCAGGUCGCAGGCCACCUGCUUCGCUCCCAUAUCCAUAUAG